AACGGGAAAAUAACCGAAAGGCUCUCUAAAGAAAGAACGCAGAGCGGGGUACCGCGAUUUCUCGCUUGUUGUCCGCCGAGAAAUGUUUCCUCCUCUCCCUCCAAUGACGAGGAAUCCAUUUCGCUCACUCUCUUUCGCGUCGGCGCUCCCUCAUUGGUGCGACGUGCGCUAGAGGUUCCGCCUACCGAAACUCGGCGGCAGCCAAUGAGAGGCGUCCGUCCGAGAAGACGUCCCCCCGCGUAGCUUUCCGCCCUGUGGCGCUUUGUUUUUAUUCUCUCGACGGGGCUUCCCCACCAGGCUCGAGCGUGGCGAUGGUCGUCCCGUGAAGGGUCAGAAACUUCAAUCGGUGACGCCGGUCGUUGGUGCUGUAGGCGAAGCUACUGCAUCGAGAAAGCUCCGGAUAUCGAGGACCGUCGUGUUCGCCGCUAUGGUUCUGUGGAAACUGUGUCUCGCGCAACGACUUCGCUAAACAACUGGAACGUCCCAAAGGCUGGGACGACGUGAUCUUCGACCUGUGAGUGUUUGUGGUGCUGCUUGAUUGGCCCAUCUGAAACCGCAACGCUGUCCGACUUUCUGUGCGCGUGGGCCAUACGUUCGACACGUUUUGAGAAUCGUUCCGUUUCGAGUAAGUGAAACGUGUCAGCGAGUUUUCAACAUCGUGUGUUUCUGCUUCACCUCUUUGGAAAGGCCGACGUUCCGCGUGUGGAUACUAUAUCUAAGAUAACUGUAACGCUAAUCCAUUUUUCUUUAGCACAAGGACACAACAUAAGGCUAUAAGGGUGUGGCUUCUCAGGAGCCGUCGAUCAGUAGUCACGUGUGACCAAGGAGCAACGAAACAAGUCGCAUCAGACUCAGCCAAGCAUGAAAGUUGCAUUGAAAGCUGAACAAUUCAACUCGAUAGGCUCACCUGAACUUCCAGUGUCCAAUCUUGAGUUGCAAUGCUCGAAAUCGAAAAUUCAGGAGUUGGCCGAUGAAUGGCACGUGUCUGCCUGAGCUGAACUUCUUCCACAGCCUUCUUCGAGAUCCGUGGCGUAGUCAACAGUGGUUCAACACAGAGGCGAUUCUUUUGGGCUACAUGAAAUGCCCCAAGGUAACGGAAACCUUGACGCCAUUUCGUUUAGAGGGUCAGUCGCUUGCAAGGACUGAUACAUCGUGAGUGAAGACCCGAUUUGAGCUACUCCUCUAAAGAUAAUUGUCAACAGGCUCAGCGCUACAAGUGAGAAUCUGAUGCUCAUUGCAGAAAUCCAUGACCCGUGACGUCAACUGCGCGUAACGAGCUCACAAAAGAGCCUGGAAGGUCAAUUACAUGCGCAGGAUGCAGUGCUUCAGUGCAAUUUUAGUUACUCAGUGACACCCCAGUACUAUCACGUGAUUAGACACGCGAACAACCGUCUACCCCGCAUUCUGGAAAGCCAUUUGUGUACCGGGGGCAACUCACAGACAGAAGUCACACCAUCCAAAGCGUGGUCUCUGUCGCAAGUUUCAUAUUCCUAGGCAGCAGAACAAAGGGCACUCAAGAACUACAGAGUUCAGUCGUCACGCCUGGUUCUAUGUUUUGUCAACUAUACUUACGCCACUAGGCCGGCUAAGGUCAGUGUGCCACAGGUGAAGGUCGCUGGAGACCUGUCCGCUUCACUUGGUUAUUCAUGGCAUUCCCCGUUUCUCCGCGACAUGACGGGAAACAUUAGCGACGGUGGUCCUAACAUCGGCAGAAUAGCUGGCCGCUGAGCAAUCCUUGUCUGCGUCGGAGGCAGCGCCUCAGUCCAUUCGGACUUUUGGCCCAUCAUGGCGACUUCGGCUCUGAGCAGUACCAGCGGCGGUGGUACGGACUCGUCCGGAGACAGCUGUCACUACCGGUCUUCCUCGUCUCCCGCUCCGCUGGACCUGAACCGCGACGAGCACGGUGGGUCCGGUGCUCAACAUUCCAUGCUGCUGGACCACCACGGCCCGUCGACGUCCGUGUACGGGGCCAGCCGGCGCGACGACCUGAUGGACGACGAUGAGGACGACGAGGACGAAGAAGAGGACUCAUCGCUCCCGGACGUGGGUCACCACCACCACUCGUCGUCCCAGAGUCACCAGCACCACCACCACCUGCUGAGGCGAGGCGGGCACGAGCUCAUCAACGGCGUGUCGCACCACGCUGAGCUGGUGGCGGCGGCAGGACAGCACGACUCGGUGUCGCGCGGUGUGCUGCCAGCGUUGGAUCCGGACUCGAUAUGGAGGCCGGACAUCCAGACAAGCAUCGCCGGUGGACACCAGACUUGCUCCUGGUCAAAGCUAGACGUGGGCCUGAGCAACGGCACGUCGUCCCUGACCGGCACCAGCACGGGCAGCGCAACCAGCAGGUUGACCGAGCUCAUGUCCGCUGGCCUAGGAGGAGGCGCCGGGACCGCGUCACCGUCACGCGGAAGCAGCGGCGGCAGCGUAUCUACAGGUGGCAGCAGCAGCAGCAUCGGAGCGAGCGGUUCUUCGGGGACCGCCAGCGGGGGCAAGGCGCUCAGGUUCACGCUGGAGCAGGUGGCCUGCCUGUGCGAGGCGCUGCAACAGGCGCGCAACCUGGACCGCCUGGCCCGGUUCCUCUGGUCGCUGCCCCCAGGGGACUUGCUCCGUUCGGACGAGGCGGUGCUCAGGGCGCAGGCGGCCGUGGCGUUUCAUCGCGAGAAUUAUAAGGAGCUGUAUAGCAUCUUGGAGAGCCACAACUUCGACUCCAAGUACCACAACGAACUGCAGCAGAUGUGGUACAAGGCGCACUACAGGGAGGCCGAGAAGAUACGUGGUCGCCCUCUGGGAGCCGUCGACAAGUACCGGCUCCGUCGCAAGUACCCGCUGCCCAAGACCAUCUGGGACGGCGAGGACACGGUGUACUGCUUCAAGGAGAAGUCGCGCAUCGCGCUCAAGGAGUGCUACAAGGUCAACCGCUACCCGACGCCCGACGAGAAGCGCACGCUGGCGCAGAAGACGGGCCUCACGCUGACGCAGGUCAGCAACUGGUUCAAGAACCGCCGCCAGAGGGACCACGCACCGCACCGCAGGGCGGGCGGUGCCAGCGGACGCGCCAGCGGUGGCGACUCGGUCCCGUGCACCCCGCGCUCGAGUCCCCCCCUGAUGGCCGGCAUGUGCAUGAGCGUCGCGGCGCCCCACCAGACGGCGCUGCCCGCCCAGAGACUGUCUCCCGCGCUGCCGGGACACCACCUGCAGGACGACCUGACGACGCUCGCCUACCUGCAGCAGCAGCAGCAAACGCAGCACCAGCAGCAGCAACACCUCCACCACUCCCAGCAGGCGGGCCACCACUCGAGCCACCACCCCCACCACCAGCAGCAGCAGCAACAGCCGAGGUCCUCCGCGCUGGACGACAUGCCCGCCAUGUCGGUGAAGACCGAGCCCGGACUGUACCCGUCGCCGGGACUAUUGUACUCCUCGUGCGCCUUCGACCCGAUGCACCACAGUCUGCAGCCCAUGGUGCACCAGUGUUAGCCACCGUCCGUGGGAGAGGACAGUGCCCCACCCCCUCUCCUUUCCACUUUUUUAGUCAACAAUUCCAAGCUGCAAGCAAAGUGUGUCCCGUGUUCGCAAGCGGACACCUGACCGUCUCUUCCGACCGUCAUCAACGUAAUGAAUGCUGGCGUUCUAGUUGGUGAUGCAUUCUCGUAUGUAGCAGUGUUACGGUGCAUGCAAAUUGUAGGGGGGGGGGGGGGCGAAGAACAAGAAGGAAGAGGACAGACCGCUAUUGACUUUCAUCUAAUGGUUUGUUUCAGUGUGCCGUCAAUUUGUAUUAAUCAGUAGAAACAGGCGAUGACAUUUGUGAUUGUUAGCGUAUGACGGCGAUGCGGUGGUGCGCGAUUAUCUUCUUUUCAUUCCAUUAUCUUUUUAAAUGUUGACGCCUCCUUGGCAUUAAUUGCAGAGCUGCCCUCGAUAAAUCUGUUAGUUGUAAGUCAACACUCUGACCUGUUCCUUGUUAUUUCUACAUACCCUUUGUACGUGCUGUAACACUGCUACGAAGAAUUCAUCAACACAGCUUUUUGGGAUCCAUGGUCGGCUUCAGUGCUAGUUACGAUAUCCUAAUGAGUAGGAGCCUACAUGUGCUUCUUAUGCUGGGUAAUCGUGAAUCUCGUGGACUUUUUGUUUUACUUCUUGGAGAAUAGUGCAACUGUGGUAGUUUGCGGUAGAACCGUGGGUUAUGGUCUCGUAGACAGCUUGCCACAGAAGUGCGCGAUAACUUGGCGUGCGUGAAAGCAAACCAUACAAGGACAGCAUUUGGAGCAUUUGCUCAACUGUAGUAGCGCUGAAAAAUGUGGCUGUUUAUCACCUGAUGCGCAAGCUGCACGGCGUGACAGGAAAUGUUAGGAGAGCGCAAUGCUAUCGAACUGUGGUUCGGUAGUCCCGUUUGUUCUUUGCCUUCGAUCCCGAAUGGUCUUUGCGGAGACAUCAGUGGCAAGAGGCGAUGAGAAAAUCGGCAACCAGUGUAUGUCGUCACGUUGGCGUCGAUGUGAAUGCUGGCAUAGUGACACUUCUUUGGAAGUGUGUGUGGCUUUUUUUUUUUCUUCGGACAUUUGAGCGUCAAAGCCUCGCAUUGGUUACGCGUUCCGACAGCGCGUAUUUUGUUGUUGUGAUGCUCUAUAAAGUGCGAAAGCUCACUUAGAAGUCUUAAAGAAGUUGUUGUGAAAGCUUUCGCAACCAUUAUCAAUGAUUCACGUGUGCAUAGUAAUAGGGCUUCUUCUGAGCAGAGUUCAUUAGAUUGAAGUUCUCUGUAAGCGUGUUACAGUUUUCGAAGUAGCGGAACAUCAGAGACGUGCGCAGUAACGCUGCUGGCGCCAUCUUUCGACGCUCACAUUAACUAGAACAUAAAUAACUAUGAUUUCGACGACCUCCUUUCACUUGUCUGCCGAUGCGCCAAAAACAGACAAGUUUCAUUAGCGUAAGGUAGAUUUAUUCGCUUCUCAUUCACUGCAAGGACAUUGGCGAAACACAUAAACGUUUCUAAGGGAUUGUAGUUGAACAAAGAGCUACAUGAUGGCGCUGGCAGCGCUGCGGUUGCCGUCGACGUGCCCGGCGCUCUGGCAUUCCGUAAAUUGUGGUAUAAGUUUCCUGAAAAUCUAUCUUUCUCUUUUUAUCCCUCUUAACCCUUCCCCCCGUGCAGGGUAGCCAACCGCAACUACCUCUGUUCAACGUCCUUGCCUUUCUCUGCAUUCUUUUCUCUUUCUCUCUAUUCAAUAUCUCUUUAAUAUCUGAUACCGGUUCUGUUCGCGGUAAAUGUUUCGGUUCAUGUGCUGCGUCUCUUUUGUCCAGUCAAAUUUAGGUUAGCUCUGUUUAUGCGUGAACGCGUUUGACCUUUAGUAGCCGCCUAGCUGACACACUUUUCGAUGCAACAGUAGUGCCAAAUAUGUCAGCCUGAAGCAAUUACAUAUUUCUUUUAGUUUCUAAGCGCAUCUGAAGGCACUACAAGGCUAAUUUCACGUCAAGAAAGAGCCAGUAAAGAUGUCCAACGACUACAUUUUUCACUCUUCCGCUUUCAGGAAUUCGCGCAUCUGUCAUUCGUAAAGAGGCAUUAUUCCGAGUGUCGCGAGAGCUAAGCGGUAUUCUAGACUCAGCGUUAUUCCUUGUUUCUAUUUAGCUUUUGUUGCGCCUUUCUUUACGAAAGAGACGAAUUUUUCUCAGUUCAGCUCUUCAAAUGUGGACUAGUACAAAUGAUAUGUUGAGACGUGCCAGUAUUCAUUUUUCAGUAUUUUACCGUCAUCUGUUUCGCAAUAUCACGGUGCGGUUUUAACAUACGCUUGCCUACGUUGAUAGCUGUGCUUGCACCUAUCGGAAGCCCUCCAUUGGUUCUCAAUAAGCGCAAAAUAGAGAAAGUGAUCGAUUCUGGCGUUUGCCUGGAGAGCAAUGUGGUGCGGCUUUUUCUUCUAUAUAUGAAUAGCUACGGUUACUUUUGGAGUGCUACGCGAAAAAUCGCCUGCCAUGCAUUAGCCCGACCGAAUAAUGUCUAUAGGCCCACAGUGUCACUCUUAGACUAAUCCGCAACGCUUUGUAACCAUUCAGUUGUAUGCAAAACGGGGUGCUGUAGCAAUUGUGCAAUUCCAAAUACGGUCGUUUAAAAGCGGAGCUAGCGAUGGCCAUGCUCAAGGCGUAAGAAAGUACACCUCUGUGAAGCGAGCAUGUGUUAUGCAGGCGGCUUUCUGGAAUUUCUAACGCGAUAUAGUGGCGAUGCCAGCUAUAAAUGAUGAUGUCGAAACGGACACGCAUUCAAGUAUUGACAAUUUCAUAGCACAUCAACCAUCAGAAAACGAAAAAAAAAAAAACUUAACGCAAUUUCUUCUGUGUUUUAUUGUUCCUGUUUUGCGUGUGCCGUCAGCUGUCCUUCUGUUAGGCUAACAGUUUUCUGUUUGGUUGCUGCGAGCGCGUUUUCGUUGAAAACAUUUACUUUGUUUUGUUUCGUUUUGUUUUGAGCGUGUGUGAUGUUUAUUCUCGCUGCGGUAUGUGCUAGCGGGUCAGACAACGAGAAAGAAUAAAGUGCAUAGUUCUUGGUGGGCCUCGAAAAAUUGCACUUAGAUACGGGACUCGUAGGGGAACGGAGAAUGUCUUUUGAAUUCGAAUGCGCAUAUGCAAACGGCCUCGAGUGUUCGUCUUUGAUUGUAUGGAUCUUUGGUGACGUCACGCGGUUGCGCAAAGCUGUGACGAUUUUAUCAAAAUUUUGAUCAGCUCUCGCAGUUUAGGACACCAAAAAGACGUUGAGAAGAACAAGUGACACUAGAGAACAUAACGGCAUUCUUCAAAAAAGCAUUAUUUGCAUCUAUUUGAUUGGAAGAGGCUGAUAUAGAACCCAAGGCAUGGUGCUGGUGACGUCACUGAUUUCGUAGUAGACUUCCGGGUUGCGUUUGCACAGGAAAAGUUUUCGAAGGCUACUAGCUUGAGUUUUCCGUCCGUUUAGAAGGCAAUAUUAUCCUCCAUUACCAAUGGGCGACUAAUGCGGACAAGGUGCUACCAAAAUUCUUAACGUCCGGAUAAUUUGGCGGGUGCGCGAACCUUGCGAUGACGUCACCAUCGGUCUUUGUUUUCGUUUUUGCGUAUUUUCGGUGUAGCGCAGCCUUUGAUCACGCAUACACAGUUUUCUUUUUUUUUUUGGGGGGGGGGGUAUUUCGAAAGUGCAAUUUAGUAAUAAACUAGGACUAAAUAUGUCUCCCGAGUCUCGAUUUGAGUUGGAUCGGUAUAACGCCUGGACUGACAUCGCCGCAUGAACGAACCAAAUAUAAGUUCGAGCACUAUCUUCUCUGCGAAUGAGUGCUGAUUAAUGAAGGAUACCUACCGCGUUUGACGUACCAACAGUAUUCGAAAAAUUGAAGCAACAUUGAGACUUUUAUUUUAAGCUGAGACAAGACACGCUGAUGUCGUCACGUGGGCUACAAAGUACAUUACACUCGAUCAUGCAUGUUGUGAGCAAUUUACGUAGUUUUGUUCUAUUUGUUAUCGUACUGCUUUCCUGAUUUUUGCGUGUUUGCAGUUGAGUGUUUCAGAGUUUAUUGACAUGUAUAUCAGAUGUGUUUCUUUUUGUGUUCAAUGCACCAUAUUCGUUUCUUUUUCAUUAUUAGAUUUCUUCUUCGCGCAUCAUUCUCGGUUAAUUCUAGCGACAGAUCUGCGGCGCCAAAGCCGAUUAAAGGCUGUCGCUAUAUAUCUCAUCAGACAUAGUCCUUUUUGUUUAAGAUCUGCAACGCUAAAUAGUCACAUGGAGGCCCUUGUCUUUUAUCGCAACUAAACCUUUGCCUUUUGUUCCGGCAAGCUAGGCAUCUAUGCGCUAUCCAAUGAAAAAAAAAAAAAAAAACGCUGCAUAUCAGGAGUUGGCACCGCUGCUGCAGUUCUGUCGCUCGAGUCGGCCUC
Messenger RNA from Dermacentor andersoni, 7872 nucleotides. RefSeq lists its product as uncharacterized. Gene Ontology annotation, cellular component: nucleus; transcription regulator complex. Lineage: Eukaryota; Metazoa; Arthropoda; Arachnida; Ixodida; Ixodidae. Gene Ontology annotation, biological process: regulation of transcription by RNA polymerase II. The record is from RefSeq and is a predicted model, not a curated record. Gene Ontology annotation, molecular function: RNA polymerase II cis-regulatory region sequence-specific DNA binding; DNA-binding transcription factor activity, RNA polymerase II-specific.